AUGCCACUCGAGGUCAUAUACGUCACUCGUCACGGAUUCCGUUCUGGAUGGAGUGUCGAUCCUCUCACUGGCGUGUACACUGGGUUCAUACGAUCGCCAACAGGCAUCCCCGCGGACCCGGCCUUGACGUCUCACGGGGUCUCACAAUCAAAAGAGAUGGGUAAACAUCUCAUGACCCUGGAUCCUCCCAUCGAUGCUGUAUACUCAAGCCCGUAUUAUCGAUGCCUGCAGACGAUAACACCAUUCAUUGAGCUCAAGCAGCAGCAACUCAACGACCAACCAGGUAUCCGAGGCUCUGCGGCCGCCAGAAUACGCCCAGAACAUGGAAUAGGCGAGUUCUUUGGGGCAGCACCUUUCGACCAUCCAAUCCCCGCCCCUUCCAAGCGUCUCAAGGAGCUAUUUCCAGCAUUCGACGGGGACUAUUCGUCUGCAAUAACGCCCUCUAGAAAAGGCGAAACGAUCAAUGACCUAUAUGGGCGAGUUGCAGCAGCUGUACGGGCCAUCAUCGAGCGCUGCGACGCAGAGGGACACCGUGCUGUGGUGUUAUGCACACAUGCUGCAGUCGUCAUUACCCUGGGCCGCAUCCUUACAGGACGUAUCCCCAAGGCUGUCGAGGAAGAGGAUUUCCACGCCUUUACAUGUGGAUUGAGCACGUACCGCCGGCGAGGCCCAGGCCCGAAGAGAAUUACGACGUUGGGCCCCAACGAAUCUCGCCCACCCAUAAGCGACCUCAGCCCAGUAGGGGAGUGGCAGUGCGAAAUCGAUAGCGAUUGUGGUUUCUUGACGUCUGGAGAGGAGCGAGGCUGGAAAUUCUCUGGCGAUGAAUCGUUCCCAGGAACCGGCACGAUGUCACAAGGUGGCAUUGGGACCAAAUUAUAG
Molecule: messenger RNA, 879 nt
Organism: Fusarium mangiferae
Lineage: Eukaryota; Fungi; Ascomycota; Sordariomycetes; Hypocreales; Nectriaceae
Exons: 4
Coding region: 1-879 (292 amino acids)
Source: RefSeq, a predicted model, not a curated record